Apis mellifera (honey bee) is the source of this 2596-nucleotide messenger RNA. Its product is annotated as rab-like protein 6. The transcript has 6 exons. NCBI's taxonomy places the organism in Eukaryota, Metazoa, Arthropoda, Insecta, Hymenoptera, Apidae. Gene Ontology annotation, cellular component: nucleus; cytosol. Gene Ontology annotation, molecular function: GTP binding; GTPase activity. Bases 161 to 2254 code for a protein of 697 amino acids. The record is from RefSeq and is a predicted model, not a curated record.
GCUGCUAAGUGACAGCUGCUUAAGUUUUAUUAAAUCGGUUACUUGUUAUGAAUAAAUUUUUAUUUUCUAUAAAAGAUUUAACAUAAUAUGGAAUAUCUGUUAUAAUAUUUAAAAAAAAACCUUAUCUAAACCAUUGUUGGUUUCGUUAAAAAAAUAUACAAUGUUCUCUGCAUUUAAAAGAUUAGCUGGAAAAUCUGAUGGAGUUGGUAAUAUAUCUCCUAGACCAGCUCAUCAAUCUAUGCCAACAACAUUACAAAGAAAAUUUGCUAAAGGUGUACAAUAUAAUAUGAAAAUUAUUAUAAAGGGUGACAGAAAUGUAGGAAAAACUUGUCUAUUUCAUAGACUUCAAGGCCAAAAAUUUAUAGAAGAAUAUAUACCAACAGAGGAAAUACAAGUAACCAGUAUACAAUGGAAUUAUAAAGCUACGGAUGAUAUUGUUAAAGUUGAAGUUUGGGAUGUUGUAGAUAAAGGUCGACGUAGAAAGAAAUUAGAAGGUUUAAAAAUGGAUAAUUCACAGUCUGAAAAUGUUAUUGAGGAACCUGCUUUAGAUGCAGAAUUUCUUGAUGUUUAUAAAGGGACCAAUGGUGUUAUUAUUAUGAUGGAUAUUACAAAAUCUUGGACAUUUGAUUAUGUUCAAAGAGAACUUCCAAAAAUUCCUAGCCAUAUUCCAGUAAUUGUUUUAGGAAAUCAUUGUGAUAUGGCACAUCACAGAACUGUUACAUCAGAUCAUGUGACAUACUUUAUUGAUUCAUUACAUGAAAGAGCAGCACAAGUAAGAUAUGCAGAAUCAUCUAUGAGAAAUGGCUUUGGAUUAAAACUUUUACACAAAUUCUUUAAUCUACCUUUUCUUCAAUUGCAACGAGAAACAUUAUUAAAACAACUUGAAACUAAUGAGGAAGAGACACGUUUGACAAUACAAGAACUUGAUCUUUUUCAGGAUAGUGAUGAUGCUAAUUAUAAUAAAUUCUUAGAUAAUCUUGUUAAUAGAAGAAGAGCACUUGCUGAUUCUGUCUCUGCCAGUAUCCUAGUCCCUAAUGUCACAUCUUCUUUAAGCAAUCAUAAUAUAUUAUCUUCUAAUGGCAAUACAAAUGUAAAUGCUGAAGUUAAAAGAUCAAUUUCUAUGCCUGGUCCUAUAGGAGGUGGAACUCCUAUUCCAAUAAAAAAUAUAGAUUUGAAAUCAUUACCAAAGAAAGAAAAUCUUAUACAUGCUUCUGAAAAUCAAAUAGUUCCUAUUAAAAAUUCACAAACAUCACCAUUAUCUACACAAAAUAUUUUAAAAACUGAUUCCAAAAUGGCUGAAUUUUUAAAUGAAAAUUCUGACAGACGAGAUUCGAUUAACAAAUCACAAUCACUUAUGUCAAAAAUAUUUGGUAAUAAAAAAGAGGAAGAAAUAGAUAGAGUCACACAUAUUAAUAACACAAAUACAAAUGUACCACUAACUAGUGUUGAAGAUUUUAUACCCGAUGAUGGAUUAUUAGAUCGAUCAUUCUUAGAAGAUACUAGUCAAGUUUCACCACAAAAGAUACAGCAUGAAGAAUUAGAUUCUGAAAGUGAUACUGAAACUGCAAAUCCUUUGGUUGCUGGUUAUGAAGAUGAUUUAUCAUCAGCUGAUGAAGCAACACCUCCCAUUCAACCUAAAUUGGCUGAAAAUCCAUUAAGUAAACAAAAACACAAACGCGAAACUUUAUCAAAUACAGAAAUAAAUUCAGAAAAAUUGCGGCAAAUGACAAAACGUGAUUCUAUUUCAUCUAUAGAGCAAGAAUUACAAAUAUCAAGUAAUUAUGAUAUAAAUGAACAACAAGAGAUUAAUUCGGAUGCAUUUGAUAGCUGGCUUCGACGUGACUCCAAAUGGAGACAGAGUCCUGAAGGUGGUGAAGAUGUAAGCAGUAAUAGUACGAGAAAAGACAGAUUAGAAUUGAGUGAUAAAAGUUUAGAUGUUAGUGUAACAAGUUCCAAUGUACAUUUAGAGUUACUUGAUAAUACCAGUGUACGUCAUAUGAGUUCCGAUGGUGGUAGUCCUGUGUUAAAAGAGAAAAAAAAACACAAAGAAAAGACAGAAGACAAAGAGAAGAAGAAAAAGAAAAAGUCUAAAGAUAAAGAAAAGGAUAAAGAAAAGACCGAUAAAGCAGAUAGAAAGAAGAAACGUUCAUUACACCGUUCAAGAGAUGAAAAUAGAGAACGUGAUGAACUUGAAGAAUUUCUCAAUGGUUCAGUUACUAGAAUUGGUGUCGAUGUUGCUUAUGAAGCGAUAUAGUGUUUUUAUUACGUAAUAUUUAAUUUUAUUUUUAAUUAAUAACGCUGUCUUUUGGUAAAGCGCAUAAAAUAUCAUGUAAUAUUGAAUUUUCAGAUAUGAAUUUUAUAUUAAUAUUUGGAAAUAUCUUUUAUCUAUAUAAAACAGAAAUAUCUUUUACCUAUAAAGUAGAGGUUUGGAGUUCUGUUACAGUUCUUUAUAUGAUAAAAUAAUAUAAAAAAAAAAAUUUCUAAUAAGUCAUUUUUAAUAUUUUAAAUGCUCGAUAAUAUACUUUAUCAAUUAGCAUUUUGCACACAUCUAACAUAAAUAUGAACAAAUAUAUUUUUGUAACUUGAACAUAACAUG